ACGCGGCACGGAAGCAUCCUCAUCCCGUACAUCACAGUCGUGACGUCCUGUGCGGACAGAUAGAUGCACAGAUAGAUGCCCUCACUGUACGAAUCGUAGCUCUACGGUCUUAAUAUUUUUGCUGUAUGUGAAAGAUCGUGUUGGAGGUCGGCAGAGAAGCAGCAGCAGCAUGCAGCGGAGCGCGGUGGUCGUGGUGGCGGACAAAACGAGCCUGAAAAGGCCGUUUAUUUUCGCAAAUGCUGUUCAUAUGGCGCUGUGUUUCUUCAUGCUGACCAUGACAGUAGCCUGGCACAGAGACCUCAUCCAAACGGGCAAACUGGUGUCCAGUGCGUCUGUGGUGAUCAUGUACGUCAUGGAGAUCGGCUGCCUGCUGCUCUCAGUGCUCGGUGUGUUUGGAGCCUGUAAAGGAAAAAGAUGGUGUCUCAUACUGUAUGCAGCAGGGAUGGCAGCAGCAAGCCAAACAAUAAUUGUUAGAACAGCACUCAGUUACCAAGACGUUUACGAGAAACGUGUGGCCCGUGAGGAGGCAAAGCUGCUCUCCAUGAUGCCACUGAGUGGAACCAGCAAAGCCAACAGGACGCUGCUGUAUAGCAUUCAAGAAGAAUUUGAGUGCUGUGGUCUCAUUGAAGGCUACAAAGACUGGGGCUCUUCCAUCCCUCCCUCUUGUAACUGUCAAUAUCCGGGGAAAUGCAUCCGACUACGGGGCAGUGCCACUCUCGGGGCUCCAAAGAACCAGUAUGUUUAUCAAGAGCCUUGUCUUCCAAUUUAUGUUUCUGAACUGAAGCUCGCAUUCUCAUUGGCGAUGGGUAUACAAUUUGGAAGUGCAGUAUUUUGGGUGGUCUUACUCGUCAUGAGCAUCAAGCUGAUGGGCCAGAUUAGACGGAAACAGGAGUUCAUGGCUCUCCUCCAAUCAAACAGAUAUGUUCCUGGUGCCUUCUAGUCACCUCGUACGGUUUUUGAUACACACUUCCAAGUUAUAAGCAAAAAGACCUUAUUUGAAUUUGCACAUAUAAACUAAUUAUGCUGUACACCAUAACCUGGCUAAUUUGUGCUAUAGCAACGUAUGUUAAUAUUAUCAUUUUAUAAUACAUUAUUGCAUGUAACGGAUAUUGAAAAUUAAUCUACAUGCAUAGAUCCAAUUAAAAAAAAGUCUUUUUUUGCCUUACUGCUGUAAAAAGCAAUGCAAUUUGAAAGAAAUGUAAUAUUUAAUAUUCAUUACAUUUUCACAUGCUUUUGUCGAAAAUGCAUAUAAUCCUAAGAGAGCAUUUAGAAAGAUGUUUGUUUUCUUUGCUGGAACCUUUCCUGUAUUUUAUCAUUGGCAGUAAGUGUUGACUUAUCGAGCUGAUAUUUUCCUCAAUGAACCUUGAAGUGACAGAUACUAAUAUAAUGCAUCUGCUGGCAUAAAACUUUGAAAUAUGCAUACAUCUACAUCUACCUUUUUUUGCUCUUGUGCAGGGCUGCAGCUACAUGUUUCCUUUAAUGUUUUAUGGUCAGUGUCUCCAUGAUUCACAAAAGUCUAUAUUUGAUGCACACCACUAAGACUAACAAAUAUAAGUGGACCAACCUAUUUUACACAUAUAUAUAUAUAUAUAUUUAGAUGCUUGUCGUAAUCUAAAGCUCACUCGUUCAUUUUUCCAGCAUUAGAGCAACUAAUAAUCUUUGAUAUAUAAUCCAACUAAUAACCCGUAUGUAGCACCUUUCUUAAACAGUGUUUACAAAGUGUUUGAUUGAAAUGUAAUAAUUGAUUUUAUAAUUGAGCGAUGUAUUUUCUUGGGUACAUAAUCAGGUCAGACAGAGGAGUGAGCCAUGGCUCUCAUUGGGACACCAGAAUGUCUUGAUGCCUUGUUAAGCACAUUUGAACGUUAAUCCUUCUGUUUUAUUCUGUUUUUGAAGCACAGUUAAUGAGUUAAUUAUGUUAAAUGAUGUCCAAUGGGAGGUGAGAAGACUCUGUUUGGUUGCACGUGCAGUAGACAUGCAGUAAAUCCUCAGUUCAUGCUUCCAAAAUGUGGUUUUUAAUUUUAUGGGAUAUGUCGGCCAGGCAGCUGCAGGAAGGUUUGAGAGGCUCUUUAAGGAAAGUAGGUCACCUAUACUGAUGCCAAUCUCUCUGGAGAAGCCUUCUUCACUUCUCACAUGACUUCCUGCAUGGGCUGCCUGCGGUUCUAACAUCUCUUUGAUUAACAUCCUGUCGAAUGAAUUUCAUCUGAAACAGCAGAUCCAAUGUCUACCUGUGCACUUUAACCAUAAAUGCCUAAAAUAUGUUCAAAUAUGUGUUUGCAAAGUUGUUGGUGUUUUGAUUUCUGUCACACUGUUUUUAUUUUUAUUUAUGGGGAUGAAGGUAUAUAAUAUUUUGUAAAUAGCAGGAAUAAAAUAUGUGAUUCUUGUUCCUA
Molecule: messenger RNA, 2387 nt
Organism: Labrus bergylta (ballan wrasse)
Lineage: Eukaryota; Metazoa; Chordata; Actinopteri; Labriformes; Labridae
Product: tetraspanin-8
Cellular component (GO): plasma membrane
Source: RefSeq, a predicted model, not a curated record